Molecule: messenger RNA, 714 nt
Organism: Botrytis byssoidea
Lineage: Eukaryota; Fungi; Ascomycota; Leotiomycetes; Helotiales; Sclerotiniaceae
Exons: 3
Coding region: 1-714 (237 amino acids)
Molecular function (GO): argininosuccinate synthase activity
Source: RefSeq, a predicted model, not a curated record
AUGCAGUUAACGAAUAGCUUGCCUCGAUUCAAUAACUUUAUUCGACGUCUUGGUUAUCCUGGAAAGUUCGGGAGUCCCUAUCCUCAAUCUGUCGUCUCGCAAGAGAAGAAGGCUGAGGAACUUUCUGUAGCUGGCUUGUCCAUCAUGUCUAAGGGCAAGCUUAGCGGUAAUAAAAAUCUAUGGUGUCGAGAGUUCGAGGAUAGCCUUCUGGAUGACCCAGAGGGGUUCUCUAUUCCGGAGAAUGCAUACGAUUGGACAAGACGCUACAAAGAGCACGCGACCCAAGAACUCGCACUAGGUUUCGAAAAUGGAAAUCUCAUUUCUGUCGACGGGAAAAAGCUCACUCUUAUCCGAGCUAUCGCGCUUCUCGACAAUGAACACAGAUCAGAAGGUUCUGCUGCCAUCAUCAUGGAAGCGCUUCGAUCUCUCGAGAUUGCCACUUUGGAAAGCAAAACUCUAAAAUUGAAGCAACAGCUGGAACAGAAAUGGACUCGGGAAGCUAUUGCGGGUCAUUGGGGAAGCGCGUGUCAUAACAUGUGUGAUGUCGCUAUUGCUGCAUCUUUGAAUGGGGUCGGUGGUACUGUUACUUACGUUAUCGAUUCUAUGCGUUUUUUGCCUUAUGCUAUUAAGGCGCAGAAUCCGAGCUAUGUGAGAGAUCAGGAUCAAUGGGAACGAGCUCAGCAAGGACUUGGUGAGGUUAGAAGUAUGAUGUAG